AGCGACACAGACACUCAAUACCCAAAGCCGAAAAGGGCUGGACGAGAAGAUGAUGUAUAAGAUGAAAGAAAAGCAACUGAGCCAACAGGUUGAUCAGCUAAAGAAGGAGCUAGCGAUGUGCAAAAAGAAACUGGCCAAAGAAAUACGCAACUUUGAGAAGCAGGAAGUAAGGAGGUUGCUAACAGCAGACAAGUCAGUUCUAGACUCUGAAAAUGAAGACAUCAUCGUGGAAGGGAAAGGCCAAUUGGAAAACCGCUGCUCUGUUUCUGAGAGCGAGAAGAAAGACCUGAAAGAGAGACUUGAACAGUCUGAGUCUGAUAAUGCCCGAAUGAAGAGAGAGCUGGAUGAUUUGGCUGCUAAGUUUAAUGCAAUGCAAAGAAACAUGGAAAUUGCAAAGCCUCUGAGUUCGGGAAUUCAAGGAGAGGCUGUAAAGAAUAUCGAGGCUUAUGAAUCAGAGUUCGUCGAUAAAAUAGGGUUGGUUCUCGAUAAAACUAUAUCUAAUCGCAGCCAAGGCGAAAUUGGUGCUGGAGAUGAUCAAUACAAAAAGGGUAAUUAUUGAAGAAUUCAUAAUCAUAUCUUCGUGAGUCAAUUGACGGCUUUUAAUUAAAAAUUCUUCGAAAUUUCUUUGAGAAUCCAAAAAGGGUUUCUUCUAUUUCGUAGCUAAGUUUCAACCUAGCUGUAAAAACGAUUUUUAGACAUUUCAGCCUCAACUUGAGCAAACCAUACAAGUGUAGAAUUUUUCGACUUUUGUUUCGAUCUCCUUAUUACCAUGAACGUUUUUGCUCAACUUCAACUAACCAAUGAUUUGAAUUGUUCUGAAACUUAGACAAAGAUUGCUCUUUUAGGUUCAAAGAAUCGAAGUUAUUUGGAUCGAAGAGAGCAAGAGGUUUUGUCAAGGGGUGGAUUUAUCCAUCAUGUCGAUGACUUCUCCAACAAGAGUGAUGACGAAAUCAGCUUGGGAGAGUUUUCACCUCGUAGUAGAGAUGAGGCCUCUACUAAGAAAGGGAAAUGGAGGUUGAUAACGAAGACAAAACGUAUGAGGGAGACUGGAUACGACAGUUGUGAGGGUGAUGAUAUUUCUUUCAAGGGACAAGGGUUGGUCCUGGGAGCUGUUACGUACAGUGAGAGCAAGACCAAUCUUGUUAAGAUAAAGAAAGGAACUUUUCGCAGAAAGGAAAGGUAUAAAAAGGUUCAUUAUACCAUGGAGAAGAAAAAAGGCCUCAUGAGUUUUAUCCGUGACUGGAAAAUGAAAAGGCGUCUGAAGAAAACUCGGGAACCAGAAGUGUCAGUCAGCAGAGAUACAGUCGAAGGACCUGGUACAGAUAAUGACGUAGUUCCCGUUAGAAGUGAUUACAGUGAGACAAACCUUUGUCGCAAACAGGGAACCUUGUGGGAUGGCCUGCAGGGAAGUCUAGAGCAGUUGGGUAUUCAAGACAAUGCUCUUUCUGAGGAUAGUAGUGGGACAAAGGACCACAGAAUUGUGGCACAAAGGCAAGCAGAGAGACCUGCGAAACCCGAGAGUUCUAAAAAAGAAAAGGGAAUGAACGGAAGAGUAAAGAGAGAAGAUCUCAAGAGAAAGGGGUUGCUAAGCAGUUUGAGAGGAUGUUUUGGAGGUAGAAAAGGCAAAGUGUCAGACUGCAAUAGUGAAACAUAUGGGGCAGAGAAUACCCUGUAUAAAGAUGACACAAAGUCUAAUACAGGGACUGCAUCUAUGGAAUCAAAAACAGAAGUUCGCCGUAUUUUGUUUUCUGAUCAAAAUGAGCCUAAAAAUGUUCAAGCCUGGGUGUACAGCGCUGACAGUGAUGAAAGUGGGAGUUAUACUGGACAUAGAAUGUUGAAUAGGGACUCUCUUGUAGUUGAUGUUCAUCCGAUGCAAGGAGUUGAUGAUAAUGGAAAGGAUACUAGAGCUGAAAAAGAAAUGCAAUUGAAACGAACAAUCCUUCAGUUAAGGGAGGAAAAUGCACGGCUCAAGACAUAUGCUUCAAGAAACCAGCAGCAAAAUUCAUGCGAGGUUUGGUCAAGUAACCAGAUGUCAACUGAUUUCCAUGAGUUGCAAAUAGUGAAGAGACAGUUAGGGGAUGUAAGAAAGGAUUUGAGGGAAGCGGCAAGAAUUGCUGAAGAAGCAAAUGGUGAAGCUAGGCGUGCAAAGGAAAAUGAAAGCAAAGCAACUGCGGUAAUGGAAGAAUAUCGUAGAAAAUAUGAAGCACUCGAGGAAAACCACGAGAAACUGCAAAAAGAAAUGGAUGUUAUUCUAGAGGAGGCCAAAGGAAAGGAAUUCCUCUUUGAACAGAAGGUGCGAAAAAUUGCAGGCUACAGAGAGCAAAUAAAAGAAGGAGAAAUGUUGAGAUGUGAGCUCAAAGAAAGAUAUGAAGAAAAGGCCAGAGAACUACAAAAUGAAUUGGAAGUCUGUAAGCAAAGAUGUGCAGAAUUUGAAGUUCUGGAACUGGCAAAGGAUAUAGAGCGAGACAACGCCAUGAAGCUUGAGGAAAAAACAAAAGCUUUAGAGUCGAUGGAACAAACGCUGGAGAUGAAGAAACUCGAAACCGAAAGCAUGGGGAAAGAGAUCGAUGAGCUGCAAACCAAUCAGAUGGUUUUAAAAGAUAAGGUCUUGGAGCUAGUUGUGAAGGAAAGUAUGCUGGAAGAUCGAGAACAAGAGCUAGAAUCAGUUAAGGCCGAAUAUAGUGAACUCAAAUUGUGUGAGCAAGCCUUGGAAGAUGAAAUUAUUGAAAUGAAGUUGAAUAAUAACAUUUCGGAUGUGUUAAUAGAGCAACUAGAGAGUGUUAAGAGAGAGAAUGCUGAUUUGAGAACAAGCAAGGCUAAAUUGGAGGAGAAAAUAUUGGAGCUUGAAAUAGUUACAAUAAAAGAGACUGCCAACGAUAAUGGCAACUUGAUCGAGUCCCUACAAAAAGUGGAUUCGAAGUUAGAUGUUACUUGCCCGGAGGAAAGUGACUGUGAUGAAAGAAAAGAUGUCGGAAAUGAGAAGGAGGCUGUGUGUUCAAGUGAAGUCCUCUCGGAACGACAGAAAAGUGUGUCCAAUGGAGCAAUAGGACAGCAAAGUAGAACCAUGAAAGGGCAUGCAGAUGAAAAUGUCAUAUCGCAGUGGGAUGCAAAGACCUUUGAAAUCGAAGAUUCCCAAUUGGACGCUACCAAAAAAGGGGACCUGGCAUUGGAGAAAAAGGAGCUCGACCUUAAUGAGUACCCGAGUGACGAUUACUCUGAAUGUGAUGAUUACGAUAGAAUACCUGAAGAAAGAGACAGUGAAGACGAAACGACAGAACCAAUUGGUUCAGUUGUAGAGCAAGGGACAAAGCAAAGUGCUGAUGAUGAUGAUGAUGGCGAACAGGCAACUUUUGCUGAUGAUAAGCAAGGGGAACCAGUGGCCAGUGAAACGCGCUCCUCCUCUACCCUUGUAUCAAUGGCAAGGGGUAUAGACGAUCCCCUCUCGGCCGAGUCUUUGCUGAAGCAUUGUUUAUCAGUGAAUCGCGUGGUAUACGACAAAGAAGCGGUUAAGAGAGAGUUGUGCAUAGAGCAGUUUCCUUCGAUCACCCUUGAGGAAGGCGAAGUUGUGGGUUACCCAAAGGGAAGGUGCAAACAGUCAAGAGCAAAGCCAGAACAUUAUGUCGAUUUCGUACUGUCGCCAGCAGAGCUCACUGUCAAGUACGACCCGGGUUUUGAACAUUACGAGCCACUACCACCCUUUACAGAAACAAAAAAACCAAACAAUAAAAACUAAAUAUUUGAAACAGUAACAGUUUUAUUUUAAUUGAUUGAUUGUUACGACAAUACGUCGUGUGGCCAUUGUAAAUACAGAAAGUUUUAUAUUUUAUGAAUUGUGAAAACAAUGCUGUUCAUUUGUAGUUGCUCCAUCUUUGUUUAUCAGAUUUGCUGAUGUUUUCACAGGUGAUUGUAUCAAACUGAAACUGGUUACAGUUUUGCGUUGGCAAAAUGCGUAUCUCAGUUAUAAAGAUAAAGAGAUAUUGGUUUAUCUGAAAAAGGAAG
Messenger RNA from Rhopilema esculentum, 3999 nucleotides. The record is from RefSeq and is a predicted model, not a curated record. NCBI's taxonomy places the organism in Eukaryota, Metazoa, Cnidaria, Scyphozoa, Rhizostomeae, Rhizostomatidae.